GACAUUUGUAGAAGGGAAGUAUUGCCCUUGUGGCAAACUAAACUAAGUUAGUACAGACAUUUUUGUUUAUAUUUACUACACAUGGACGGUUAUUUUUUUUUAUAUUACAAAGUAAUUCCAUAUUGCUCUUCCACGUCAUACUCUCUUUAUGAUUGAAAGAGUUGGUAGAUAGACACUUCAGGUUUGAAUUGUCAUCAUGAUGCUAAGAUCAGUACCCCGGCUCUUAAGACGCAUUUCAUGGUCAGACACUCACUCUGUGACAAAGACACAUGUUCACUAUGCAGUUGGUAAACUGUUAUCAUUCCAAGAACCAGUGUUCUUCAGAUCGUGUUUCUGUAGAUACUUGUCUAUAGAUUCUAGGCAUGUGACGCCUGUAUUCCUGAGAGCAGAAAACUUCCGUGAGCGAACUGCAGCGGUGACGCAACAUGGACGUUAUACGUAUGAGGAUUUACUACAUUAUAGUGCAGCAUUAGCAAAUGAGUUUAAUGAAGUUGCGAGCAGUUGGAAAAAUGAGCCUGAUUACACCAAAGACUCGAGGUUUCCACUAGCAGGUGAGCGCAUAGCGUUUCUGUGCGAAAAUGAUUUGUCUUAUGUUGUGACACAGUGGGCAGUUUGGAUGUGUGGUGCUGUAGCAGUUCCCCUGUGCAAAUCUCACCCAAUCAGUGAACUGGAAUACUUUGCUGAUGAUUCUGGGGCAAAGCUACUAGUGUGUUGUGAAAGUUAUCGUGAUAUAUUGGAACCAGUAUCGCAGAACCAUAAUAUAUCAUUGAAGAUGAUAACCCUUGAUGAUUUUAGUGGUGAUUAUGAUGAUGACUGUCACCACUUGGAGACAGAUAAAGGGAGGCGACUUAGACAUAGCCUUGAGGCACUAUUAGUUGAUGAUACAUACAGAUAUACAAAAGCACAGAUCAUAUAUACGAGUGGUACUACAGGUAGACCUAAGGGCGUAGUUCAUACAUUUGGAAAUCUUGAUGCCCAAAUGCAGGCGAUGAUUUCAGCAUGGGGAUGGACCUCCAGUGAUGUAAUUUUGCAUGUGCUGCCACUACAUCACGUGCAUGGAAUUGUAAAUGUUCUGAUGACUCCUCUGUACUGUGGUGCUAUGUUUUUUAUGCUGCCAAAUUUUGACCCUAAAGAAGUAUGGAAGGCUUUAUUACGAGAUGAUCUCUCUAUCAACAUGUUUAUGGCUGUGCCAACAAUAUAUGCCAAACUUAUUGAGGAAUAUGACAAACAGAGACAUGCUGACAAUAAAUAUAUUCCAGAUAAUCUGCCUUCUGUAUUAACAGAAAAAUUCAGAUUGAUGGUGAGUGGGUCUGCUGCUUUGCCACAACCAGUCAUGAAGAAAUGGGAAGAUAUUACUGGUCACACUCUGCUUGAGAGAUAUGGGAUGACAGAAGUAGGCAUGGCCUUAACAAAUCCUCUGCAUGGAAAACGUGUGCCUGGUACUGUUGGUCUUCCAUUCCCAGGAGUGUCUGUGCAGAUUGUGGAGCAUGACAAACAGGGGGACGGGUACAGAAUACUGGCUUCAGGGGAUUCUCAAAAUAUUGUUGCUUCUCCAGGCCUUGAAAACCAUUCUGGGGAGUUACUGAUCAAGGGAGAUAAUGUAUUUUCUGAGUACUGGAAUAGACCUGAUGCCACUGCUGAUGCCUUCAUGAAGGAUGGUUGGUUCAAAACUGGAGAUACAGCAAUGUACAUAGAUGGUGUGAUUAAGAUUGUUGGCCGUACAUCUGUGGAUGUCAUAAAGAGUGGAGCAUACAAAAUUAGUGCUCUUGAUAUUGAGCGCCAUCUUCUCGAACAUUUUGGUAUCAAAGACGUGGCUGUUAUAGGGUUACCAGAUGAAACCUGGGGACAAAUGAUCACAGCUGUUCUUGUUAUGAAGCCUGGUGAAACUGUGACACUACCAGAUCUGCAAGCAUGGUGCAAGGAUAAAAUGGCCCCUUAUCACAUCCCAAGAAAUCUGAAGAUUCUUGAUAAUAUGCCGAGAAAUGCCAUGGGCAAAGUGAACAAAAAGGAGCUAGCAAAAUCAUUAUUUCCAGAACACUUUAAAGAAAGCUGAAGUAACAGUAUUUUAAAAAAGAACAAUACUGUAACUACAUUGUAGAUAACUUUGAAAUAUACAUUGGUAAAAAUGA
Messenger RNA from Mercenaria mercenaria, 2129 nucleotides. Its product is annotated as malonate--CoA ligase ACSF3, mitochondrial-like. The record is from RefSeq and is a predicted model, not a curated record. Bases 197 to 2053 code for a protein of 618 amino acids. NCBI's taxonomy places the organism in Eukaryota, Metazoa, Mollusca, Bivalvia, Venerida, Veneridae. Gene Ontology annotation, biological process: fatty acid metabolic process. Gene Ontology annotation, molecular function: medium-chain fatty acid-CoA ligase activity. The transcript is spliced from 9 exons.